CGCCUCGCUCCGCCGCCGCCUCCUCCGCGCUCGGCGGUCGGUCAGAGGGCCGGAGCGAGAAGAUGGCGAAGACGUACGACUAUCUGUUCAAGCUGCUGCUGAUCGGAGACUCGGGCGUGGGCAAGACCUGCCUCCUGUUCCGCUUCUCGGAGGACGCCUUCAACACCACCUUCAUCUCCACCAUCGGAAUUGACUUUAAAAUCCGAACGAUAGAACUCGAUGGAAAGAAAAUCAAGCUUCAGAUCUGGGACACAGCAGGUCAGGAAAGAUUCCGAACAAUCACGACGGCAUACUACAGAGGAGCCAUGGGAAUUAUGCUGGUGUACGACAUCACAAAUGAGAAGUCCUUUGACAAUAUUAAGAAUUGGAUCAGAAACAUUGAAGAGCAUGCCUCUUCAGAUGUGGAAAGGAUGAUCCUGGGUAAUAAAUGUGAUAUGAAUGACAAAAGACAAGUGUCCAAAGAAAGAGGGGAAAAGUUAGCAAUUGACUAUGGGAUUAAAUUCUUGGAGACAAGUGCAAAAUCCAGUACAAAUGUAGAAGAGGCAUUUUUUACACUUGCACGAGAUAUAAUGACAAAACUCAACAGAAAAAUGAAUGACAGCAACUCAUCAGGGGCAGGCGGGCCAGUGAAAAUCACAGAAAACCGGUCCAAGAAGACCAGUUUGUUCCGCUGUUCGCUGCUCUGAUGAACUCUUCCUUUCUGAGAGACUGCAGCGCACCGAAGGGCCCUUUCCUGCUUUUCUGAAAGCACAGGUCACCCAGCCGCAGAGCCACCCCGCCCGGCUGUUUCUGAGAGCAUCACGGAACUUCCCUCUCCGGACAGAUCGCCACGUGGACUCAAGCCUUGCUUGCAAGCAAAAGGCCAGGCUCCUCUUUCCAAGGCCGGAAGCAAUGAUGUGGAGACAUCCCAGGACCUAACUGGUUUCCCUUUGUUUUAUUGCCUAUUGCAGACGCUGCUUACCUGCCUUUUUUUUUGUUGUUGUUAUUUUUAACUCUGCACCUCAGUGUUAGCCUUUCCCCAUUAUGGUACAAUCUCACACUCAUCCUGGCAUACUUCUGUGUGUCAAACUUCAACACAAAUUUGUAUGGGGAUACUCAAAAGACAACAGAAUAAUAGGCAGAGGUGGGUAUACUAAAAUGAGUUUGGAUCACAGGGCCAAAUGUUACUGCACUGGUAUCAUUUAUUGAAGGGCUUUGAUUUGUGAAUUUAAGAAUCACUAAAUUCUUAUAAAUUUUAUUUUAAAAAUCCAUAACAAUGUCCAUCUGGCCAUAGCAUCUUUGUUGCUUUGAGUUGGGAACAGCUUUUCUUUACUGCUGAUCUUUUGGCCAGCAUCUAAAUAGCUGAAUGAAUCACUUUCUGAUUGAUUAUCUCUGCCUAAUCUACGCAGUUGCAUUUGGAAGUCACUCAUAUCUCACUUUCCCUGAGGUUUAUAUUUCCUAUUAUUUCCCUUAUUUGAGUUUCCAUAAUUACUUAAUUCUCUAAAGCAAAUUACAUAUUCAAACGUGGUUGUCUGUUUCUGUUUGUGAACUUCUAGAGAUAAAAUUUUACCUAGGGGGAGGAGAAGUACAUCAUUUAGGGUUUUACAUCAGCUUCUAAAUGUGGUUCUAAAUGUGGUUCAAAAAUAUAAUUUAUUUUUCCUUAGUAUCACCCUUUAGUUUGUAACACCGACGUCUACCACUAUCCCUUGUCUGUGAGUGUUAAGCAAACUUAGGUUUAGAUUGCAGGAAGAAUGCCUGCCUGCAAGGGAGAUGAACUUGUUGAUAUAUGUUUAAGAAUAGCUCUUAGUAAUAGUGAAAAUAAUGAUUUUUUGGGGAGGGGGUUCUGUUAUGGUGUUUUUACAACGAUAAGAUUAGCCCUAGCAUAUCAUAUCCCUAGGGAACCUUUGCCUUUUCAUUAGCAAAAAAAAAAAAACAAAAAAACCGAUCAAGAUGUCAGCAGCUGUGGUUGGAUGUGUAGACUCCCAUCUGCUGGGUUCAUUGUGACAAGGACUUGGUUCAGUCGUUCAGAGCCAAAGCUAGCGAAAAGCUUAGUUGUGAAACACUGUACUACUACUCCUUCUGUAAAUAAAACCAUCACACGAGAGAAGAGUAUUUAGUGUUAACUCACGUGCCAAAUUCUGCUUCUAAUGGCCCCCUAGCCUUUGGUGUCACAAUGCAGGCUGAUGACUAAGGAAAUUAAUUCUGUUAGUCAUCUGUCUCCUUGAUAGUCGCCAUGGAGGCUCCUAGCCUAGCGAUGGAAGUAGAAAUGGACUGACUACUCUCACAGAGAAUUCUGCUUCACAUUAAGACAUUGUGUUUCAGUGCUUGGACCAGUCAGCCUUUGAUCCUUAUCUGAAGACUCAGUUCAGGGGCUGCACUAUUUUUGGUAGGUAUGCUGAACUUACUUUGGACAUAAUUCAGUCUCCUUGUUUUUUUUUUUUUUUUUUUAAUGCUUACCUGUGGGCUUAAAGCUUACCUGUUGCUGUUCCAAUAUUAAUUGUAGAUGUGUUAUUGAAAGCUGGUUGUCAGUUGACCAUCUUCAAGUUAGAUACAUUUUUGAAAAAGACAAAGUAAUUUCUUUGAAAAAAGAAAAAAAAAGGCUUGUAUUCAUUAAUUUACUAGAGAAAAAAAAACCAAGCAGUUAGGCUUUCUGGAUGAUAAUGAAAUACUUGGCAAAAGGUGUGUGUGUUAAGACACCAUUAUGAAUGUAACUCUUAGUAUUUUUACCUCUGACUAUUUUGGUGUCUUAACACUUUGGUUUCUAUCUCAGGGCUUGUCUGCAAACCAAAACUGACAUAUUCUGUGGUUCACUUUUUCUUUCUCAGCAGAAUGCUUUGCUUUUGUUUCAUUUCUUUGCUCUUCUUUUGUCUUAUGGCUUACUAACUAGUCUCCGUGAACUUCCCUUUGAAAGAGCCUGUGAAAAGUUAGAUGAGUCUAAAACAUGCUCUUUGAAGUAGCAGCAAACUGGGAGUGUAUGCUCUGUUGUACAGAAAUAAAUUGUCUUUGCUAUUUUCUUACAUUUAGCUUUGCUAAAUUGUACAUAAUUUGAGCUAAGAACAUAGGAAAUUUACUUUCUGCAUGGUGAAAUGACCCAAUAAAUAUUCCACUUUGCGUAAUAAUGUACAUAGAGUGCAUUUUUUUUCUACUCGUAGAUGAACUUUGUAACAGAUCAUUUUGUCUGUUCCCUGCUGAAACAGAAAAAAAAAACUGGGAAGCUUUUUUUGUAGACAUUUUGUGGUUUCAUGGGUAAAAGUACAUAGAUCAGCAGGAUUAGUGACUCAGUUGCUGUACUUCAUUAUCAAUGUGCUCAUGUUGACACUGAUUGAACUAAACUAGACCUUUUCAAAUAGUCUGGGGAUGUCAGACAUCCCAGACAUGCUGUAACUAAAGUAGUGUGUAAAUCAACUGAUUGUACAUUGUUUUGCUGGGAACUGAUUUUAGAUGUAUUUUACUUCCGACAGACUAUGAUUAAGUAAUCCACCUGUGCAUCCAUUAAGAGGUGCCACAGGAUUCUUACUGUUUCCAAGAACAUUUUAUGUAGUCUUUGUUAUAAAUUUUCAGAGGACCAUACUCUCUACUUUGAAGGACUAUUUUUUAAAUUAUACCUCAUUUAGCUAACUAGUAUUCUAAGACCUGGUAGAAAAACAGUGAGCCAGCCUGUAAGUAUCCAGUGAACUUUAGACUCUAUGUGUUGUUUUUUUCUUCACUUGAACUCAAGGCACCCUUGGGAAAGGUAGGUGAAAUCUUAGUUUAGAAUAAACUAUACAUGUCAUAUUCUAUAACAUAAAUAUGUGCAUUAUUACCCAUCUCCAUUAACAAAUUUAGGUGUGCAAUAGAUACAUUUUUGAAAAACUUUCUAAAUAAGAGAUUAUGACUGCAUUUUGUAGGUACUAAAGCUUAUAAAACUUUUCUUGUAAUCAGUGAGGGAUACAUUUAAACAGAUCUGUUUUUAAAUUUGUGAUUUAAAUCCCUUUGUAAAUUUAGUUCUUUGUUUUUAAAGAUGAACUUCCAAACUUAAAAACUUUAAAACUACAUCUCAUUACAUUGGUUUACUUAUCUCAAAUUUCAAGCACUCCUUUGUGCAAUCAACUUGUUUAAAAACUUUAAAAAACAAGAUAACAAUAGAAAAAAAACAGAAAAGACAUUCUUUUUUUUUUUUCCUUGUUACAUCUGGGGACAAAGAAAUAUUCAAGAAUGAAAUUCCUUCAUGGAGAGGGACCCUAGAAGGACAGAAUAUGCUACUAAAAUGUCAAAUUCUAGAAAAAUUAGAAGCAGUCCUUUCUUUAGGAUGUCAUGUUCACUAUAUA
This is a messenger RNA of Dipodomys ordii (Ord's kangaroo rat), 4286 nucleotides long. It is a transcript of the gene Rab8b, whose product is annotated as RAB8B, member RAS oncogene family. Gene Ontology annotation, molecular function: GTP binding; GTPase activity. The record is from RefSeq and is a predicted model, not a curated record. Gene Ontology annotation, cellular component: synaptic vesicle; endosome; trans-Golgi network transport vesicle. The transcript is spliced from 8 exons. Gene Ontology annotation, biological process: cellular response to insulin stimulus; regulation of exocytosis; protein localization to plasma membrane. The coding region runs from base 63 to 686 and encodes 207 amino acids. NCBI's taxonomy places the organism in Eukaryota, Metazoa, Chordata, Mammalia, Rodentia, Heteromyidae.